Molecule: messenger RNA, 1076 nt
Organism: Paramisgurnus dabryanus
Lineage: Eukaryota; Metazoa; Chordata; Actinopteri; Cypriniformes; Cobitidae
Gene: arl4aa
Product: ADP-ribosylation factor-like 4aa
Molecular function (GO): GTPase activity; GTP binding
Source: RefSeq, a predicted model, not a curated record
AAACAAAUGAGCUGUAGGCCGCGUGCGUGCAGGGGAGGCUCGACUCGAGAGCUGCGUUUAGUCAGAGGUACAGGAGGAGGUUGAGCUACAAUAAAUUACGCUUUAUAACAAAGUCUGAACGCUAAACUACGGUAUUUAUUGGAUGUGAAACUGAGAUUUGGGACAUAUGGAGCACAUUUUACCCUUUCAUCCUAAGCACAUUUUAUUUUCACACUCCUGAGGGAAAUGGGGAACGUAAUAUCAGAGCAACCCAACUUUCUAUCCAACCUUCCAUUCGGUAAUGCUCCACACAUCACCAUCCUGGGCCUGGACUCUGCAGGAAAAACUACCGUGCUGUACCGUCUCCAGUUCAACGAGUUUGUCAACACUGUCCCCACCAGAGGUUUCAAUGCAGAAAAAGUCAAAGUACCUUUCGGAGACUCGCGAACAGUGACGUUUCACUUCUGGGACGUCGGUGGCCAGGAAAAGCUGCGUCCCCUGUGGAAGUCUUACACACGCUGCACGGAUGGUAUCGUGUUUGUUGUGGACUCUCUGGACGCUGAGAGAAUGGAAGAGGCCAAAACUGAACUUUACAAAAUCGCGCGUUCCUCUGAGAAUCAAGGCGUGCCCGUGUUGAUUAUUGCCAACAAGCAGGACUUGAGACAGGCUCUGUCCCUUUCACAGAUAGAGACCAUGCUGGCGUUAAAUGAACUGGGACCUGGCACUCCAUGGCACCUGCAGCCCACCUGCGCCAUUAUUGGUGACGGUCUCAGAGAAGGACUGGAAAGACUUUAUGACAUGAUCUUGAAAAGAAGGAAGAUGCUCAAACAGCAAAAGAAGAAAAAAUAGAAAGUAAAUGUAUUAUAUGUAAAAAAAAACAAGCGAAAUGCAAAUUAAUAAUUGCCAAUUUUUACAUGCCAGAAAUUGGUUAGGGAGCACUUUAGUUGUUCAAAUUCUUGUUUACUACUGCAGUUGUUUACUAUCUAUCAUUUCCUUUUAAAAUGUAUAAACUAAAUAUAAAGCUUAAGUUGUUUGUGUAUUGCCACACUAAAAGGUGAUUCUUUUGCAAUUUGCAAUAAAAAGGCUUUCUCUGUUUA